This is a messenger RNA of Boeremia exigua, 768 nucleotides long. RefSeq lists its product as uncharacterized. The coding region runs from base 1 to 768 and encodes 255 amino acids. Lineage: Eukaryota; Fungi; Ascomycota; Dothideomycetes; Pleosporales; Didymellaceae. The transcript has a single exon. The record is from RefSeq and is a predicted model, not a curated record.
AUGGACUCUAUGAGGAGCCUCAACAAGUCGCUGCCGAAGACGAAGCGGCAGCCAGACGUGCACCAGUCGUUUAAGAACGCUGCCCUGCAGCUGACCAACCUGUACAAGUCGGCCAUCGCCGACGUCGACCGCGCCCGCAGCGACGGCUACCAGGACGCCCUCGACGACCUGCUCACCUUCCUCGACAAGGAGAACCUGGGCGUCGGCGACGGCGAAGGCUGGCGGAUACGGCAGUGGGCCACCGAGCGCUUCGACGGGUCGCGGCACACCAACAGCGACGAGGACGACGAAGUCGACAUGGACGACAAGCGCGCACGCAGCUCCUCGCCCAUCAUGGAGCGCACCAUCAGCCCCGAGGCCACCCGCGGCCCCGAAGCCCACGACGCAGUCCAGCGGCCCGACUCGGCGCCGCCCGUGCAGCUGGAGGCGUCGGUCACAGAGCCCGAGAUGUCGCCACUGCACCAGGUCUUCCAGUUCUCGGCCCCGCAGCCGUACCCCUCCAGCACGAACGCGAGCACGAACACGGAGAAUGCGUUUGGCGACUUCUCCGCCGCCGCGAGACGGGCCUUCCCUGCGCCCCGGCGCGACCGCCACUCCAACCGCUCCGCGACACGCAACCUCCAGCGCACGGCGACGCAGAACCUGUUCCAGCUCGGCCAGGGCGCGGGCCAGAAGCGGCGCAUGAUGGACUCGUUCCACCCGGACAACACCAACGAGCGGCGCGACGGCAGCGGCGGCGGCGGCCCUAAGCGGGGGCGCAUGACAUAG